CAUAGUGUGCAAAAUAUGGCGAGGAGUGUCCACAAAGCUGAGUUCACAGUGGAGCUUGAAGGUAUAGAUGCUGAAAUGACUGCUGCAGUGCCUGAGAGAAAACUGUACAGAGCGGUUGCUGUGAGCUUUGGACUGCUGUGUAUCCUUCAAGCUGCUCUCAACGUUUCCCUUCGUCUUGCUCUCUACAGUUCUGAUUGUAAGACACAAGACUUUGAGACCAUUUUAAAAAACCUAACUGAAGAGAGAGAUAAGCUGAAGAGGAAGCAGAUUGAGAUGAGCAGUUCUGAUGACGAGACACAAGACUUUGAGACCAUUUGCAAGAAUGUGACUGAAGAGAGAGACGAGCUGAAGAGGAAGCUGAUUCAAAUCACAAGUGAUCACUACUCCCAACUAGGAUGGAAGUAUUUCAGUGGUAGUUUCUACUACAUUUCCUCAGACAUGAAAACCUGGAAGGACAGUAGAGACGACUGUGUGCGAAGAGGUGCAGACCUGAUUAUUAUCAACAGCAGAGACGAACAGAUGUUUAUUGCAGGUUUCCAGACGGUCCUGUGGAUUGGACUGACUGACAGAGAAACAGAGGGGACAUGGAAAUGGGUGGAUGGGACUCCGCUGACUACAAGCUACUGGACCUACCAUGAGCCAAAUGGUGCUCCAGACAGAGACGAAGACUGUGCCGAAAUUAAGGACUUUUAUUUAAUUACCAGCUGGAAUGAUGAACCAUGUGACGCCCAAAAAUUCUGGAUCUGUGAGAAGACAUUGCCUCUAUAACUCAAUAUAUAAUCCCACAUGACAGCCACAUAACACAGUGCUAACAUAAUGCUAAGCAAAUUGCUGUAUGAAAAGAGUCUCAAUAACGAGACAUAAAUAUCCAGCUUGGUUCACUGUUUUGACUGUUAAUGAUGAAGACUGAACAUAUUAUUAAUGAACGACUGUAUGAAGCACCACGCAGUACGAUCUGACCUUGUGCUCAAGCUGCAUUAGGGGAACAUCUGAAUGGAAGUUACAUAGUGGACCGUUUUACAGUUCACAGUUGACAUCCAAUGACAGUAUCUAGUGCCCACAGAGAAAGCAGAGUGCUGUUUAUGAAGCGAGGACUGGAGUCACAUCUUGUCAUGACUAAUGCUCACUUUUUAAAUAACUUUAAUCACAUCCCCUCAAUUUGUAUUUCUCACUUUUUAUGUUUUUGUGAUUGAUCAUUCGCUUUCAGAUCCUUUUCUUUUAAUGAUGCUCACAGACGAUCACAGUUUUUUGUCUUAGAAAUUCUUGAAAUUAUUUUCUAUUGGACAUAUAUCAGUUUGUGAAUUUUCGUCUGCUGGUUAAUUUCUACAUCAGUUAUCCAUGUUUUAAUUCACUGCUGAAUAAAUAAGUU
Messenger RNA from Epinephelus moara (kelp grouper), 1369 nucleotides. RefSeq names its product CD209 antigen-like protein C. The transcript has 7 exons. Gene Ontology annotation, biological process: biological process involved in interspecies interaction between organisms. Gene Ontology annotation, cellular component: external side of plasma membrane. Gene Ontology annotation, molecular function: carbohydrate binding. Bases 16 to 768 code for a protein of 250 amino acids. The record is from RefSeq and is a predicted model, not a curated record. NCBI's taxonomy places the organism in Eukaryota, Metazoa, Chordata, Actinopteri, Perciformes, Serranidae.